GGGCAUGAAGUGGUGUUUAUGUUCUGCUGUGAAGUGUGUUGUGUACAGGAGAAGCGUUUCUUUUCUUUUUUUGUGCGGAUCUUGUCGUCUAAACCGAGAAAUAUCAACGAAAGUUUAUUUCAGCAGCACAUACGACGAAGCCUGGUGGAAUGUCAUUGAAGUAUAUUUGUCAUGGACAGCUUACCAGACGAGAUAUUGCUACAUAUAUUUUCGUAUCUUAAUAUGAAGGAUCUGGUUUUCUCCGCCCAAUAUGUGUGUCGGCGUUGGUUAAGAGUGUCUCGUGACGACGCACUAUGGCAAGAUAAGCUGUAUAAUCCUUCUGACGAAUCCGAACCAGAGAUUUUGGUGCGUUUGCAGAAAAUGCCAAGUUUACGAGCUUUUCAUUUGCAUAGAAGACCAACAGACGUUAUCCUGGAGACUUUAUCGUCGUGCUGCAAGAAUCUUGUAGAAUUGGACAUCAGCUGCUUAGAAAUAAGUUCCUAUCCGACCAUUAACUAUUCCACACUUUACAAAUUAGUAGUGCAUUGUCCAAAUAUAGAAAUGCUCAGUAUACCAGAUACUCUUGUUACUUUUGACGAAUUCUCAAAUGUGAUAGCGAGAUGGAAAAAGCUAACAGAGCUUGAAAUUGUUGGUGCAGCAAAGAAGCCCUUAUCCCUUCGACCAAUCGGCGAUGGGUGCCCAUCGUUAAAGCAUAUUGGCCUCUAUUCUGGCUAUUACAGGAACGAAGAUUUGGAGUAUGUGUUACGCAAGAAACGUGAUACAAUUGUGUCAGUGGUGUUGCCAUGGAGUGUUGAGGAAGGAAAGAGCACAAUACCAGUUCUGAAAGUAUGCUGUGAAAAGAUUGAGGCGCUUAAAAUUUGUGACUACAGGGAAGUAAUGGUUCAAGAAUCUCUCGAUACAUUAGUCUCUCUUGUACAUUUGAAGAAGCUGUGGAUGUACGGUCUAGAAAACCUUAGUGUACAGAAAUUGAUGCCAGUGUUUGAGGGUGGCAGCCUUUCCAAUCUGGUGAUGCUGGAUCUGAGUUACUAUGAGUCACUGGAUGACAGGUUGGCACAAACUAUUUGCAUAAAAUGCCCUUUAUUACAACAGCUAUCGUUCCAUUGUUCCUGUCUCCUAACAGGCGAAGGCUUAAGAUUUAUAAGCAGCUUGAAAAAGCUUGUAUUUUUAGACUUAUAUUGGUGCUCAGGUAUUACAGAUGAUGGCAUUGUAUUCGUUGUAGAAUGCCAGACAUUGAGAGAUCUUAAUAUAGCUGGAUGUGUGCAACUCACAGAAUACAGCAUGCAAAUGUUGGUGACACUUCAUCAGUUGAGAUCACUGAUUCUUUCAGGAUGCACUGUAAAAGGUUUACCAUUCAGGUCUUUUCCUACACAUUUACCAUUUUUACGAAAACUUGAUCUCAAAUAUUGUGAGGAAGUUGAUAUUGAAGCACUGAAUGAGCUUGAGUUACAGAUGCCAAAUCUGUCAGUUGAAAGAAUGGUAUGACUGCUGUCAAAAAGACUAUAAUUUCAGUUUCUACAGAGAAACAUUUCAUCAUUUCUUGGAAUGAUGGAAGUUGUGAUCCAUCAUAUUUGUCUGAUAUUUCAGAAAUGUGAAUAAAUUUAUUAUAUCAUAUUGAUAAUUACAUAGUUUGUUGCCUUCAUAAGUUAUCUGAUUUUUAGUUGUAAAAAGAAAUAUUUAAUAUGAUUUAUGAACUCUUUCAAGCAUUCUGGUCAAUAGCCAUGUGAUGGUUUUGUUGAGCUUUAAGUUUCUUGUUCUUUCAAUUACUUGCUCAACAUUUAAUGAUUAUAUGUGUUUAAUUUAUAGUAGGAACCAUUUAGUGGUAGUCUGUGAAAUUUGUAUUCGCACCAAAAUUCUUCUCAAUUUAAAUAUACAACAGAUAUUAUAGUCUGAGUGCUUAAGUUAUUUUAUACCCUCUUUGUUACUCGUGGUUUAAGAGUGAUAGCUUUAUAACCAAAAUAGUUCAUCACACGGUAGCAGGGGGAUGGAAAAGAUUUUAGAGCCUCAGAGAACUAGAUGUAGUGAGUUGCAAAAAGUUGAAAUGACGAUUUGGGGUAUGGUCCAUUUUUCUCUACAAUCUUCAGCAAGAAAAGCUAUUGUGCACUGCAAAAUAAUAAUCUGCUUUGAAGUAUGCUCAAGUGUUAUAAAAUUCUUGAGUAGUGGCUCAUCCUGAAAAUUGAGAUAAAUGUUAAAUUUGAAGUACUACUGCUUUUAGUUGGUACUGCAUAUGAGAGACUACUGGAAACUUAACAUGUAGUAAUUGGCCUGAUAUGUUCACACAAAAAAGAGAAUAUUCUUUUGAGGCUGUGAAAUAUAAAAAUAAUUAGAAGAUUUUAGAAUGCGUAUGUUCCAUAGACAUAAACACAGCAAGCUUCCAAUUAUUCGGGUGUGGGUUAUCCAGUUUUUGAGUUAUCCUGGCACAGAAGAAAAAAAAAACAUAAAAAAAUAUAAAAAUAUGAUUAUAAUAGAGGGAAACAUUCCACGUAGGAAAUAUAUAUCUAAAAACAAAGAUGAUGUGACUUACCAA
This is a messenger RNA of Schistocerca serialis cubense, 2524 nucleotides long. Its product is annotated as F-box/LRR-repeat protein fbxl-1-like. Gene Ontology annotation, cellular component: SCF ubiquitin ligase complex. Bases 172 to 1482 code for a protein of 436 amino acids. Gene Ontology annotation, molecular function: protein binding. The transcript is spliced from 2 exons. The record is from RefSeq and is a predicted model, not a curated record. NCBI's taxonomy places the organism in Eukaryota, Metazoa, Arthropoda, Insecta, Orthoptera, Acrididae. Gene Ontology annotation, biological process: SCF-dependent proteasomal ubiquitin-dependent protein catabolic process.